This is a messenger RNA of Cyclocybe aegerita, 1017 nucleotides long. The record is from the annotation of a GenBank genome assembly. Lineage: Eukaryota; Fungi; Basidiomycota; Agaricomycetes; Agaricales; Hemipholiotaceae.
AUGGCGUCUCCUGAUGAGCUUUUCUCACCGACCGUGAUUGAGCUAGGCCACGACCUAUUUUCAAUCAAGUUGUACUGGGUCGCAAUAUCUGUUCUAUGGAUGUACGACUACCUUCUUACUCUCCCUGACGAGGUAGAGUACGGGUGGACCGGAAGAAAGACACCUGGUAAGGUAGUUCUCCUUCUCCUUAAGGGGGCCCGGGUUCUGAACGAACCUUUCCGUCAGCCUACUUCCUACCAGCCUGGGACUCACAUGUGUACGUGCACUGGUUAUGGAUUCAUGGAAACCUUCGAGACGAUGAUUACGACCUUCAUAGCAGAGUUAUUCCUCACGUUACGAGUUUACGCCCUUUCAGGCAAAUCCAAGUCCGUGCUUGUCAUCUCAGCCCUAUUCAUGGCAUGGCAAUGGGGUAUCGCCAUCUACGCCAUGUCACAGUCCGACAAGGGAACCGACAACGUCGCUGUCCUGCUUUCCGUGCCGACCUUCCCCCUCCCCAGGCUCCCUGAGGUCGACCCUUACCAUGUGUGCAUCUUCAUCUCUGUCCUCGGGAUCGCGAAGUGGGUAGAGGCGUGGCUCUGCCUAAGUCUGGCGUUCGAUGGGCUGGUGUUCCUGGCCAUCAUCUUCAUCACAGUGCGAUCAGCAAGGCAGCAUGGCUUCGUCCCCAUGAUGCGGAUCAUCCAGAGGGACGGCAUUGUCUACUUCUUCGUCCUGUUCUCGUCGAACCUCGUUUGGCUCAUGCUGCUCCUGCAUGCCCGGCCCGCGCUCAAGUUCUUGCACAAUCAGCCCGCGAUGGUGGUCUCGACGAUCAUGAUCAACCGAAUUACCCUGAAUCUCAAAAAAGCCAGAGACAAGCGCUCGGCAUGGGGUGUCCAGACGUUCGAGACAUUGUACUCGGAUGGCAGCACGAAGUACAAUCCUUCAGCUGGGUCGCGGUCCGGGGGCUCGCACAACAAGAUAGGCAGUUAUCCUGGUCAGGAUAUCGAGUUGAAGGAGAAGCGUUCCGUGGUCCCGGUGUAG